This is a messenger RNA of Gopherus evgoodei (Goodes thornscrub tortoise), 2854 nucleotides long. Its product is annotated as zinc finger protein 883-like. The transcript has 5 exons. The coding region runs from base 62 to 2287 and encodes 741 amino acids. Lineage: Eukaryota; Metazoa; Chordata; Testudines; Testudinidae. Gene Ontology annotation, biological process: regulation of transcription by RNA polymerase II. The record is from RefSeq and is a predicted model, not a curated record. Gene Ontology annotation, molecular function: RNA polymerase II cis-regulatory region sequence-specific DNA binding; DNA-binding transcription factor activity.
AUUUUGUUGAGCUUUGCAAAAUUGUGGCCUGUCCACCGUGUCUCCGAGCUGCCCUGGAGGGAUGGAGGCAGCGGGAGCUGAGCGAGGGGCAGGCAGUCCCAGCUCAACAGGUGGGGGGCACUUGUCACAGGCAGGAAGAGACCUGGAUUCCGCACCGGCUGGCGAGCUACAGCUGAGAAACAAGCCCUUUGGCAGAGGAGAAUCAGGAAGGGAAAAGGCUGCAGAUGGCUCUGUUCAGGCCCUGAUCACGUUUGACGAUGUUGCCAUCUAUUUCUGCAAGGAGGAGUGGGAGGAGCUAGUGGAAUGGCAGAAGGAGCUCUACAGAGACGUGAUGAGGGACAACUAUGAGACUUUGAUCUCCCUGGUGCCAGGUCCUGCAGCUACCAAACCUGCCCUUAUCUGGCUGAUAGAACAAGGUGAAGAGCCAUGUGCCCGGACUUGCCAGGACUCGGGGGAAGGAGGCAGUGCGAGGUACGUUUCCUCAGCCCAUGAGCUCAUCUCAAGAAAUAAUGAUAAGGAGUCUCUAGAGAUGUUGGAUGAGCACAGGACCUUGCCACGAGAAGCCAGGGCAAGUGCUUUCCCAGGCUGUGGUUGGGGUGUGGGCGAGGGGCAGCCUGGGUCAGAAGGACAGCAGAAGCCAGCAGGAAACCCAAGUGGUGGAGCGAAUCGGUGUGGCAGAGGAUUCAGUGAAGUGGAAGAUGCUGCUGCCUCCCCAAGAACCUCCCCAGAGCAGAGAUUGCACUGCUGCAUGGAAUACAAUGAACGCUUUCCUCACCUGUCGCAUGUAACCUAUCACUCCAGAGCCCAUGCUGGGGAGAGACCCCAUAAGUGCCCCACCUGCGAGAAGGAAUUCAGCCGGCGUGCACACCUUAUUCAGCAUCAGCAGGUGCACACCAGGGAGAGACCCUACAGCUGCCCUGAGUGUGGGAGGGGCUUCAGCCGCAGCUCUAAGCUUAUGGAGCACCAGAGACUCCACACAGGGGAGAGACCCUACGAAUGUCCCGAGUGCCAGAAAAGCUUCAGCCAGAGCUCCAGGCUGAUCAAACACCAGAGAAUCCACACAGGGGAGAGGCCCUUCCAGUGCCCCAGGUGCGAGAAGAGCUUUGCAGAGAGCACGAGCAUGCUGCAGCAUUACAGAGUCCACACGGGGGAGAGGCCCUACACGUGCAGCUACUGCCAGCAGAGCUUCAGCCGAGGCUCGCGGCUGGCGGAGCACCAGAGGGUCCACACUGGGAAAAAGCCCCAUCAGUGCGGCGAGUGCGGGAAGAGCUUCGGGAACCGCUCGACCCUCACCACCCACUACAGGACCCACACGAGCGAGAGGCCCUUCACAUGCGGUGAGUGUGGCAAGAGCUUCAAGCAAGGCUCGGCGCUGAUCGCGCAUCGGAGGAGCCACACCGGAGAGAGGCCCUUUACAUGCACAGAGUGUGGGAAAAGCUUCGCUCUGAGCUCACACCUGAUCAAACACCAGAGAAUCCACACGGGGGAGCGACCCUUCCAGUGCCCCGAGUGCGAGAGGAGCUUCGUGCGGAACUCGCACCUCACCGAGCAUCGCCGGAUCCACACCGGGGAGAGACCCUACCAGUGCCCUGAAUGCAAGAGGAGCUUCCGCCGCAGCUCCCGGCUCGUUGAGCACCAGAGGAUCCACACAGGAGAAAGACCCUACAAAUGUCCCCAGUGCGAGAAGAGCUUCAGCCGCAGCUCGGCCCUCAGCGAUCACCGCCUCCGAGUCCACGCGGAGGAGGACAGCCCCUCCGAUCAGCCGAACGCCCCCGGAAGGGAAAGAGGCUACCAGUGCGGCGAAUGCGAGAAGAGCUUCUUUCGGAGAUCCCGUUUUGUUGAACACCGCAGAGUCCACACAGGAGAGAGGCCCUUUAAGUGUCCCGAGUGCAAGAGAGGCUUCCGCUCCAGCACAACCCUUACCAAACACUCCAGAAUCCAUACAGGGGAAAAGCCUUACAAGUGUUCUGCAUGCGAGAAAUGCUUUGUCCACUGCUCCAAGCUGAUGGCACAUCAGAGGAGCCACACCACAGAGAAACCCUUUAAAUGCAACGAGUGCGAGAAAAGCUUCACUCAGAAGUCGGGCCUCAUAGAUCAUCAAAGGAUCCACACGGGAGAAAAACCCUAUCGAUGUCCCACCUGUGAGAAAAGCUUCAGCAGGAGCUCGACACUCAUUCAGCAUCAGAAAAUCCACAUGACAGACAAACCCUAUAAGUGUCCUGAGUGUGAGAGAGGCUUUAGACGACACGCACAUCUCAGAGAACACCAGAAAACCCAUGCACCAUAGGAACUGGCUGAAUUUAGCACACAGAGCUAGCCACUGAAGGCGGAUGUAUUCCUGUCAGCGUUCGGGAAGUGCCAUCAGCAGUAUUUCUAGAGCUUGGGAGACUUGUUUCAUGACGAAAAGGAAAUAAUUGUAUUUUGGGACAGUUGGGAACGAACAAGGAAAUUUGGUGCAAAUAACUAGUGCUCCUGGAAUGUUGAGGUUGAGAAAAUAAGCCGUCCGAAGCCAGGCAAUGCAGAGUUAAGUGCAGCCUUACCGUUGUCCUCUUGUGCUUAUCCCUUUACAAACAGGAUUUCUCUUGAUUAUAAAAAGAUUUGCCAAUUAAUGUAACAGAUACAAACAAGAAUUUCUUAUGCAGCCCUGCAGACAAUAUAUCACAGUAUAGCAUAGCUGAGGCAAUGGGGUUGGCUUGCUUUUUUUUUUUUUUUUAAAGUCUCAGUGAGAUCUGCAAGACAAGUGAAAUUUAAUGUUCCGUAACAACACAGUAGCAAAUAUUGUAAAUUGACUGGCACAGAGUGUGAAGUGACCAGGUGUUCGAGGUUAUCUCAGUGGCCGGUGCCUGAGCAUGCA